CCCCGCAGUACUAUAGCAUCACCCCCCACUCUACCCAAACCUCCUCCAAUAGGGUCCACCUCUUCUGUUGCAUGAACUUCAAGGUCAUGAAGAGCAGUCACUCUCCUAGGCAUAAUGCAGACAUGGGCUCGGAUUCUUAAAAGAUCCCAUGCUGCCUCUUUCCCCCUGGGGAGGGAUGGAGGGAGGGAAUCAAUAAACUAAAGAGCUCUCUCUCUCUCUGCUCUAUCCAUAGGAGGAUCAGAUCAGCAGUAGCUGUGCAGGCUCUCCCUCCUGGCUCUGGGCUGAGCUGCUGCAUUGAUGCUGAGCGUGCAGAGCCUUCCUUGCAGCACACAGCAGCACUUGUGCUGGCUCUGCUUGGCUGGUCCAUUGAUGUUGAAGGUGCAGAGCCUUCCAUGCAGCACUCAGCAGCACUUCUCUUGCUCUGCAUGGCUGGUCCAUUGAUGCUGAGGUUGCUGUGAGCUGAGCUACUGCAGAACAUUGAUGCUGAAGUUGCAGAGCCCUCCUUGCAGCACAUACAUCAGAGGCAUUGUGAGUCAAGUGCUCUGCAGCACAGGUCCAGCCAGGGCACCAUCACCGGACCUCCAUUCCCAGCCUCCAGGACAGAUACAGCCAGGGCAUCAUCACGGAUCCAGACAGGGCACCAUCACUGGACCUCCACCCUCAGCCACCAGCACAUAUCUAGCCAAGGCACCAUCCCUGGACCUCCAAGCCUCUAUCCCUGGACCUCCAACCAGGGCACCAUCCCUGGACCUCCAUCAUCCUCAGCCUCCACAUCCCGCUCUGGCACCAUCCCUGGACCUCCACCCCCAGCCUGGGAGGGUCACCAUGCCCCUGAAGCCCUACACCAGGGACAAGGACUCGUCCUCCCUCCUCCGCUGGGACGAGGUUCCCGAUGACUUCGUGGAGUGCUUCAUCCUCUCGGGCUACCGCCGGCUGCACCUCACCGCCCAGGAGUGCCUGGCCUCCAUCUUCCAGCCCACCAACGAGACCCUCAACUUCUGGACCCACUUCAUCCCGCUGGUCCUGUUCCUCAGCAAGUUCUACCAGGUGCUGUUCCUGGCCGGCGAGCUGCCCUUCCACCACCCGGCCCUGCUGCCCCUGUGGUGCUAUGCCUCGGGGGUCCUCCUGACCUUCGCCAUGAGCUGCACAGCCCAUGUGUUCAGCUGCCGCUCGCUGCGCCUGCGUGCCGCCUUCUUCUUCCUGGACUAUGCCUGCAUCAGCUACUACGGCUUCGCCAGCACGGUGGCUUACACCUACUACCUGCUGCCCCGGCUGGACCUGCUGGACCCGACCGUCAUGACCCCCUACCUGCACAGCCUGGGCUGGCACCGGGUGGACUACAGCCUGCUGCUGGGGGUGUACGGCGAGCUGGUCCUCCCGGUGGCCUUUGUCCUGGCCGUGACCUGCACGGUGGCUUGCUGUAAGAGCCGCUCCGAGGACUGCUCCUACCCGUUCGCCAUCCGCACCUUUGUGUUCGCCAUGCCCCUCAGCAUGGCCUGCCCGGUGAUGAUCGAGAGCCUACUGUUCGACCUCCGCAUGAAGAACCCCACGCUCUUCGUCCAUUUCUACCGGAGGUAUUUCUGGCUGCUGGUGGCCGCCUUCUUCAAUGUCAGCAAGAUUCCCGAGAGGAUCCAUCCGGGGCUGUUUGACAUCAUUGGACACAGCCACCAACUCUUCCACAUCUUCACCUUCCUCAGCAUCUAUGACCAGAUGCACUAUGUGGAGGAGGGCUUGGAGCAUUUCCUCAAGGCUCCAGCCACUUACCACUUACCAACUUUCUCUGGGACUGUAGGUUACAUGCUGCUGCUGACCCUGUGCCUGGGCUUGGUAGUGAGGACCUACCUAAAGGGACUUACCAACAUCAAGCAGAACUAACCAAAAUAGACAUGACAGGCUGCAACCACUGGGGAAGACUUCUCUCAUUCAUUUAAGGCAAUUUUAGGAAAACCAGAUGUUGUGCACUAUAUGUCCCCUGAUGCUUGGCCAGCAUUACAGCUGCAAGAUAAUUAAGGGAGAUAUUUAGAUGUUGUAGUAGAGCAACAAACCAUCUGAAGCUUUGCCAAAGCAUCAUAGGAGUUGCAGUUCUACAUCAGCUGUGUGCUUAUCUUUAGGCCAGGGGUAAGUAAUCUUUGGCGCUCCUGAUAUUGUGGACUACAUCUCCCCUGAUGAUUUGCCAGCAAUAUGGCUGUAGUAGCAUUAUGGGAGGUGUAGUCCACAACAGCAGGAGUGCUGAAGGUCUCCUUCCCCUUAUUUAGGCAAUCUGAAUGACUUCCAAAACGUGGGUGGGCUGUGGUGUUCUGCUGUGGACUAUCCCAGCUACCAGGAAGAUCUAUGACAAUAUUAGUGCUUCAGGUCUCUGAUGCAAACUUAUUCCUAGAGUGAUAUUGAUAUGUUUUUGUUUUUUUUAAUUACCUUUCUUCCAGGGAUCAAAAGAAUGAGGCACCUGGUCCUAAGGCAAUGCAUGUGUUACAAAAAUCUAUAUCACUUUCACUAGUGAUGGUUUGUAUCAGAAAGCAGGUCAUUGUGUGAACUUUGGACAAGAUCAGUAAUAAUCCCUAAUAAUCAGUUUAACAGCCAUAGCAGGUAGUUUGUGGUUCUGCAAGAGCCCAUUCUAGCCCCUUAUUUUUUUAAUUACCUUUCUUCCAGGGAUCAAAAUAAUGAGGCACCUGGUCCUAAGGCAAUGCAUGUGUUACAAAAAUCUAUAUCACUUUCACUAGUGAUGGUUUGUAUCAGAAAGCAGGUCAUUGUGUGAACUUUGGACAAGAUCAGUAAUAAUCCCUAAUAAUCAUUUUAACAGCCAUAGCAGGCAGUUUGUGGCUCUGCAAGAGCCCAUUCUAGCCCCUGGCCCAGUUUGCCAUGUAUGUCUAAAGUGGUUGCUUCCUCCGCUGGAAUGGUUCAGUCAUGUAUUAGCCUCAAGCCUUUUAAAGAUGCAUUCACUCUACUUUGCUGCUGAGAAAACAUUUUUUUAAAGCAUACCAAAUUCUAUCCCCCACCCCCUUCCCUUGCAGUUUUUAAAUUCAUUCAGGUCUUUGUAAGCUAGAGGCAUAAUCAUUUAAAAACUAAAAUAUGUGGAGUUGAGGAAUACAUUUCAACAUUUAGGCAAUAAUAAGCAGAAUUGUGAAAAAGACAGCUCUACCAUAAUGUCAUUUUAUUUUUCAACUGUUGCCGUUUUUAGACUAAAUUUUGUAUGCCAGAUUUGACUUUGCCACAUCUCAGUGUUAAGUAAAUAGACCCCUUAAUGUCUCCAUUUGACAUCUAAGGCUUGUUCCAAAGCCCACUGCAAAGCUGGUGUAUAGGAACUAGGUACCAAAUUGCUGUAAGCUUUAAUAGAAAUAUUUUGAUCAUCAAUUUUUUGAAGCCCUUGCAAGUGAAAAAAAAAUUUUUUUUUUUUUUUUUUUUAUUGUGCUUCAGAAACUGCAAACAUUUUGAUUGACAUGAAUUGAUUACAGAAUGGAGUAGCAAAAAAAAAAAUCAGAUACAUAACAUUUAUCCGUAGAUAUCAUGAAAUAAACGCCCAUAGAUUUUUACAGCCCAUUGAGUUUACCUUUGAGAUUCCAUGCUUUUAAAUGAAUGAAAUAAAAAAAAGAAGGAAGAUCUAACUCUCUUAGCCAACCCAUUCACUGAUUUGUUAAAUAACCAACGUCCGUUUUAUAGUAUUUGUUUUUUCUAAAGAGUGAAUGUAUCUUUAAUCGGUUUGUUUCUGCAAUCCCUAAGGGACAUGAAUAGUUAUAAUAAAUUAGGAUAUUUCAAAUGAACGUGUGGGACACAAACCAGUAACUUGUUUUUUUUUUUUAUUAUUAUUAUUAUUAUUAUUUGUUUGCUAAUGCCUAUAUAAUUUUAGCAUUGUCCUUUUAUUUUAGGGGUAGUGAGUUUGUGGUGAUCUGCACUGGGAUUAGAUCCUUCUAUGUAAACAGAUUGGCAGCUGCAUUAUCAGCUUGCUAAUGUUGUCUUUGUGUUGUGCAAUACAUAGAUCCCAGAUUCAAAGACACAGCGUGAGCUAGAACAAGACACAUCUUCAAUUAUGCCUGGCCUCUUGUUCUCAUUCAUAAAUAGAUGAUCCUCUCUAGAGCAGCUGCUAGCGCACAAUGUGCUCCCACUGUAUGGAGCAGAUAACCUCAACAGUGCUAGGAGGGAGUUCUUUCUUUGUAUGUCUAUAUGGGGAUGUUUUAAACUGAUUUAACCUCUUAGCAGAAUGUGCAUGGCAUUUGUGAUGCACUAAACACUUUAGCUGCCAAAUGUUGGGGCACCACAUUCCAGAGUGUUGUUUUUGCUGGUACCUUUAGCAGCGUUAGUGUCAGAAAAGCAAUUAUUUUUAACCAUCUAGCCUCUGGGCCGAGAAUGCAUUGCACUUCCCUUAACGGGUUUUAUUUAUUUUAAAAGUAUUUUACUAGGAACAAAAUAUUGAGGUGCAUGGAUCGAAUUGUCUCCAAUUUGUGCGGUGACUCAAUGCAUAUAUAUAUACACACAUACACACACAGCCAGUCAUAGGUAAAGUACUGUUAAAUCAUGCCACACUGAAGAUAUUUGGAUUUUUAAAUGGGUUAAAUGGGUUAUUGCUUGCAAUAAGAGACUUUAAAUGGUCCUUAUGUUUUUUUAAUAUCACCAACUUCCAGAUAGAAACCGGAAUAGUUUUUUUUAAAUAUAAUUUAUUUAAGUUAUUUUAUCACCUUAAUUGUCUGCCAGAAAGGCAAAUUGUUUUAUUUAUGUCUUGGGUCUGUUGUAGAAUAAUUCCGGUUUAGUAUUUAGAAUCCAUUCACAUGUUUUAGCAGAAAUGUGAUUUGAUAUAUAUAUUUGACACACACACACACACACUGGUAUGCCCGCCCUGAUGGUAUGGGGAGGGAUACACAUUUUGGGAGACUGUUGUAAUAUGAAUGAAUUGGACCACUGUGAAAGGCUGUCAAUGCAGCAAAAUCCUUGUCUGCUGCAGAACUCUCUAGACUAGAGAAUAAAACUUUCAAUAACUAUUGUGUUUCAGGAUUGAAUACUCCACGAAGAACUAAUUUUGAGUCUAGGUAACAGAAGACAUUUUGCAGUAGAUAAGGCCUAUUUAUUUUUCAAACCCUAUGCAAUUGAUGUGCAGGAGCUACUGAACACUUGAUGUCCAAUUAAGGAGUAUCAUUUUUGUUUUAGGACAGAAAAAUACAAACUUUCACCUUAUGUCGAGAAAUUUUGCAAAAUUCAUACAUCAGAAAAUAAUGUAUGCAACCAAGUAUGUACUAUUCAAAAGGUCAAAUAAACAGAAAUGUUUCCAAGACUCCAUCUUUCAAAUUUAAAAAUGACCCUGUUUGUUUAUUUUUACCAAAGUGUAAUAUUUCCAAAGACUAUGACAUUGUGACUUCCUAAAAGCAAAGAGCAAGAUAUCUCUGUUGAAGAAUUGACGAUAUAAACUUUAUAAUAUAUGUAUAAAUGAUCAAACCAAAAAAGUAUCAUCUGCUGCAUGUUGAUGUGUGUAUUUGAUUUGCAGAUACAAAUAUAUAACUGAUGGAUGGAUUUAAAGGGCACUUUAGGACAGGCAGUUAUUAACAGGGAUUUUGCCAGAACUCUGUAACGUCAAUUGUUAAGCUUACUCUGUGGAAGCUCGGUCAUAUUGAUCAAUUCUGAAACAGCAUCUAUAUAAUAAUAUAGCAGUCAUUUCCCCACAAGCAUGUCCCAGAGGCCUGAAAUUCCUUGCUACACAAGACUGGAUAUUUAGCUCCCCAAUGCUAUUCUAGCAGCAUAUAGUAUGUACUAUAGUCACAGUUUAUUUCUGUUAUGCCUAAUUGUGGCAGCAUCCUGGAUCAAUAGUAACUAGUGCAAAUGUGCACACACUCCUAACAUAGAAAUACUAUUUGGUUGCAUAAGCUCAUAGGCAUUUUAACCCAUGUAGUGGCUGAGGUAUUAUUAACCCUCAGGAAGCCAAAUCAUAAAAUAGUAGACCGUGUCCCAUUCUGUUUUAUGAGAUUUUGCAUGUCACUGUUUUAAUUGACUUGCACCAACCACAGCUGUUCCUUGACUCAAGAGUGACAAUGUUUGCUGUUAGGAUGUCAUUUUUAAUGAAGAACAUUUAUUUUGCAGAGCCAGGCACACAGAUGGCACAUUUAUGGCUCUUUGUGUAACAGGAAUCUGUGGAAUUCUCACAUAUAACGUGUUACAAUACCUUUUACUUGUGUUAAUGAUGCCGGUGCACAUACAUGUGCUGAGGUUUACUACCUACUCAUGGAAUUUUAAUUAAAUAAAAACAGAUUUGUGAAAUUUAGACAAAA
Pelobates cultripes (western spadefoot toad) is the source of this 6245-nucleotide messenger RNA. The record is from the annotation of a GenBank genome assembly. Lineage: Eukaryota; Metazoa; Chordata; Amphibia; Anura; Pelobatidae.